Molecule: messenger RNA, 384 nt
Organism: Opisthorchis viverrini
Lineage: Eukaryota; Metazoa; Platyhelminthes; Trematoda; Opisthorchiida; Opisthorchiidae
Exons: 3
Coding region: 1-384 (127 amino acids)
Biological process (GO): regulation of phosphorylation
Cellular component (GO): cytoplasm
Molecular function (GO): protein serine/threonine phosphatase inhibitor activity
Source: RefSeq, a predicted model, not a curated record
AUGGAUGAGCGGAUUAAACAAGAAAAGAAAAGCGUUACCAGUGAUAAUAAAAUGGAAAAUAAAGGAGUCGCCUUCUCUGGGGGUGAAUUAACGGAGAAAGGAAAACGGAAACGUUAUCUAACUGCGAAAUAUGACAAGAAAACCAGGAUUGUAGUGAACAAAAAGAUCCAACUGGAAAAUUUCAUAUCCCAACAACUCCGGAGUCUUUAUAAAACAGAACACGAUGAUUAUGACUGCGAUAUCGAUCUUGAGACCCUGGACGAAUUACCAAGUAUUGAAUCUAAACGGAAAUUCCUACAGAACGAACUAAAGACCUGCCCCGCCACAGAAUCUCAAGUUUUGGUGAGUUUAUCCAAAGGCGGUGUUUUGUACCUUGUUGCCUAA